Messenger RNA from Biomphalaria glabrata, 2134 nucleotides. Its product is annotated as alpha-amylase-like. NCBI's taxonomy places the organism in Eukaryota, Metazoa, Mollusca, Gastropoda, Planorbidae. Gene Ontology annotation, molecular function: cation binding; alpha-amylase activity. Gene Ontology annotation, biological process: carbohydrate metabolic process. The coding region runs from base 83 to 2134 and encodes 683 amino acids. The record is from RefSeq and is a predicted model, not a curated record. The transcript has 14 exons.
ACUCAAUCCAAGUAAAAAUAAAAUCAGGCCUUGGUAGGUACCAAAACACACCUCGAUAGUGGCCUCAUUUAAAAUAUUAGGAAUGGUUCUACCAGUUUUUAUUUUCUUAAUUUUUGACAUCGUGUUUGGUCAAUUACCGUACCAUGACCCACACUGCAACAACAAGCAGGUCAUCGUCCACCUCUUCAACUGGAAGUGGACAGAUAUAGCUCAAGAGUGUGAGCGUUUUCUUGGCCCGAAAGGUUUCUGCGGAGUACAGAUCUCCCCGCCAAAUGAACAUUUAGUGGAGCAGCCGAUAAGGCCAUGGUCUGAGAGGUACGCCCCGGUCAGUUAUAAGCUGACCAGCAGAAGUGGAACAGAAGCAGAACUGAGAGACAUGGUCCUGAGAUGUAAGAGGGCUGGCGUAAGAAUAUAUGUUGAUAUCGUUAUCAACCACAUGGCAGGUGUAGGCUUCAGCGGGGUGGGGUCUGCCGGGAGCCAUUUCGAUGCCAACAAGAGGGAGUUUUCCGGAGUGCCCUAUAGCGUUUUGGACUUCAACAUGGUGGGGCGGUGCCCUAACGCCGACAACAACAUACACAACUUCAAUGAUGUAAACGACAUUCGAAAUUGUAACCUGGGUGGACUGACGGACCUGUGGCAGGAGAAAGAAUGGGUCCGCGCAAAAAUCGCCGACUACAUGAAUAGCCUGGUGGACAUUGGAGUGGCCGGCUUCAGGGUGGACGCUGCCAAACACAUGUGGCCUGGUGACCUGGAGGUCAUCUGGUCGAGGGUCCGCGAUGUAGAUGGAGGUCGACCUUUCGUCUACCUUGAGGUCUAUGCUGGCGGCAUCAUCCCAUCUUCUGAGUACUUCGGUCUAGGCUACGUCACAGAGUUUACUUACGGGAACCAAGUGAGAGAGGCGGUAAACAACUUCAACAAUCUCAGGGGCGUCGUUCAUCUUGACUGGGGGAUGGCGCCUACGGAGCACGCUUUUGUCUUCGUGGAUAACCACGACAACCAGAGAAACGGCCAGCUUCAUUAUGAUAAUCCAGUAGAGUAUAAACGUGCUGUGGCCUUCACCUUAGCUUUUAACUACGGCUUCGCGCGGGUGAUGAGCAGUUAUUACUUUACUGAGCAUGCGCAGCCCCCACCUCACGACGGUGACAUCAUCAAGGACGUCACAAUCAACGCAGACGGAUCGUGCGGCAAUGGAUGGGUGUGCGAACACAGGUGGAAGGUGAUCACCAACAUGGUGCGGUACAGGAAUGACGUCCUGAACACGGGCAUCGAGAACUGGAACGUCCAGGGAGACGUCAUGUGGUUCACUCGAGGCAACGUUGGAUUCUUUGCAAUGGGCAAAACUAACUUCAACAAGCACAUAUAUACUGGUCUCCCAGCUGGUCAAUACUGUGACCUCAUUAGUGAUUGCGCCAAAAAAUUCAACGUCGACAGCAACGGCAUGGCCGACAUCAGCCCCCACGAUGGAAAUGAGCCCUUUGUUGCCUUCACUACAAAGAGUAAGGACAUGACAGCAAACUCACCUCCAUCUUCUGAUGAGUCAGUCUACAUCCCCCCUCUCAACUCAGACUUCAAAAGAACUAUCAUUCUGAUAAAAGCUAACCUGACCAGUGGACAGGACCUGUUCAUACGCGGGGGCAUUGACCACAAGCGUAGAGCUGGUUGUGAUGUUGAUGCCAAGGCUAGUCCUUGCAGUAUUCCGAUACGCCACUCUCUUCAAGGCAACUCUUCAUACUACGACAAGUUUAACAUAUGGUCAAAGGGAGAUGAUUUCUUGGAUUGGUAUGGUACAGAGUUGUACCAAGGGGAAUACAAUCACCAGAGGCCUUAUGGGACACCAGCAGUAUUGACCAGCAACAAGCCUGAAGAUCAAGGCUACAACCCAUUCAAUAGAUUUGGACCUGGAUACUGGAUUGUUGAUGUGGACAUGGAUUGUGCAAGAACAGACGAUGGAUACUUUGAAGUCAAAGCCAUGGUGGGUGGGGCCUGGGAACAAAAAGUGGUCAGCCAAACGUGUGCUGGAGAUGGAGGAAGUGAAUGGCCAUAUGAAACAACAAACCACUGGGCAAGAUGUGGCCAUCUUAAUGUCUUUAAAUUAGGCUCUGACACGUGUCAUAUAUACACAUUGAAUCUGUAA